GUCUACGGAGCCGAUAUAAAUACACCAUUUGAAACCUUCAAGUUCAAGUGAAUAUCAUAUUACGUAGUUGGACAACUUUACAAAAAUAGACUUUUACAAGCGGUAAAAUACAUUCCAGCGGAUUAAAGUGACAAACAAUUUUCUUUUUCAUUUUGAAAGUUCUUUCAUUAAAUUGAAUCAACUGUACUAUGGGAAAAGAAAUCACCUGGUUGAUCAUAAUUGGGAUUUGUAUCAAGUCGUCAUGUGAGUCUCUCUUCAACACUGAAACUCCUGCUCUCAGCAAUGGUAAAGACUGGAUACUGGACUACACUGACAUAGAGACCAAGUUCUCAGUGCGUUCAGUUGAGGAGCCAGAGGAGGAUCUGUGUUACCUGGUGCCAGGCAAAAAGGAUACAGUCACACAGUGUGGCUUCAAAAUCAGCUUACCUACGUUCGCCAUCAUACAUGGCUGGUCGGUGGCAGGUCUGUUUGAGAGCUGGAUCCACAAGCUGGUAGCGGCCCUGUUUGAGCGUGUGCCCAAUGCCAACGUUAUAGUGGUGGACUGGCUGGACCGGGCCCAGCACCACUACCCCAACUCUGCUGCCAACACCAAGCUGGUUGGAGAGGAUGUGGCCAGGCUCAUCAACUGGCUGGAGGUGGAUCUGAAGUAUGACCUGAAGAACAUCCACCUGCUGGGCUACAGCCUGGGAGCACAUGUGGCUGGCGUAGCUGGAAACCUGACCAACAACAAGGUCAACAGGAUCACUGGCAUGGAUCCGGCUGGGCCUCGCUUCGAAUACGCUGAGCACCGAAACCGCCUGUCUCCUGACGAUGCAACAUUUGUGGACGUCCUCCACACCAACACCAGGGGGUCUCCAGAUCUCAGUAUCGGUAUUCAGAGACCCGUGGGCCACGUGGACAUCUACCCCAACGGAGGAACCGCACAGCCAGGCUGCUCCUUCCGGUACACCGUAGACAUGAUGAGAAGCUUUGGCCUCCACAACUUGGAUCAGAUCCUGAAGUGCGCCCAUGAGCGCUCUGUGCACCUGUUCAUCGACUCGCUGGUGAACAAACAGCAGCAAAGCAUGGCCUACCGCUGCAACUCCAAAGACGCUUUCGACAGGGGCCUAUGUCUCAGUUGCCGUAAGAACCGCUGCAACAACAUGGGCUUUGGUGUCAACAAGAUACGCACCACCAGGAGCGCCAAGAUGUACCUGAAGACCGGCGCCAGUAUGCCCUUCAAAGUCUUCCACUACCAGAUAAAGUUCCAUGUAUUCAACCAGCAGAACCUGAGUCUGAACGAGCAGCCCUUCAUCGUGUCUCUUUAUGGAACCCACGGAGAGAAGGAGGCCGUCCAACUCAUUCUGUCCAACGUGACCACCAACACUACUGUGUCCUUCCUACUGACCACUGACGUAGACCUGGGAGAGCUGCUGAGAGUCACGCUGCAGUGGGACAGUGACUCAUACUUCUCUUUCUUCAACUCAAACGAGUUCAUGGUCCGCAGGAUUAGAGUCAAAACGGGAGAGACCCAGUCCAAGGUGAUUUUCAGAGCAGAAAGUGACGGGAAGUUUGCUCACCUGGUCCAAGGAGGUGACCCUGUGACCUUCACCAAGUCUAAAGAGGAUCAGAACAGCAGGACGCAUGAGAGAAACCACAGACUGAAGAUGCAGGGCAGCUUCUUCAAACAAGGCCUGAACGGCGCUGCCACAGACACAUCGCCAUCAUCGUCAUCGUUACCCCCAUCACCAGAGCAUUGAGGUCAUAUACUGUAGAUAUUAUUGUAGUAGCUGGUUAGUAGAAGAGUAUACCCUCUGGUUAAGUGUAUGUAUGGGCGAAUGACACCCUUUUCCCCAUACGGUGGCCACCUAUGUACCCGGGUCAUGAUCUGCAUCAAGGAUUUCAGUUACGUUCUCAAAUCUCAAGUCAGGAUUUCAGCCGAAGAUCUGUAGAAGUGUUUGAGAUUGUGACUCAAAUCUCAAGUCAGGAUUUCAUAAUAGUGUAAAAACAGUAUAUGUUUUUAUAAUAAUAUAUAUAUGGUUUAACAUUCCAAUCAAGAAGUCAAACUCGGUUUGGUAUGUUCUCCUUCAUAACAGUCAGCUCUGAAAACGUGAUGAUGGAUUUCAUGAUAGUGUGAUUUCUUUGUUCCUUUCAUUGCGUAUUUAAAUAUGUGACGUUUCUUUAAUUCAAAUAUAUCUUACUGAAUUGUUAUUUAUCACACAUGUAUCCUUUAUAUAUAUUAUAUUAUUUUUUAUUAUUAUAAUUGACUUUGUCAACCUUUUAGCUGUUACAGUUUUUUAAUUAAAGGGAUCAACGUUUAGGAUGCAAGCAAUAUAUUUACAUCAGUAUUGUAACCACGGUUUUUUUUGUGUGCCAAUUGUGUUACAACGCUGUGAAAUCCAAGUCACCUGACGGUAAUACCGAUCAGCACAGGACCCUUUACAGGCUGUCAAUAACCCAGGCCACCGUAUUGAAGGAAAUCUAGUAUGUACCCCAAAUGGCACCCUAUUCCCCAUAUAGUGCACUAUGGGCCCUGGUCAAAAGUAGUGCACUAUAUAGGGAAUAGGGUGCCCUUUAAGACGCACCCCUACUGUAUACAUUCAGCAGUUCACCCAGCUACACAUGGUAGUAAAAAUAAAAGUUUCCUAGCUGAUUUGGAUGGGCAGUGUAGUAUGUAGACAAUAUUGGUUGUACAGUAUAUCACUUAUCAUUUAGAUUGUAUAUAAUGGUUUGUUUCCUGUGGUAAGUCUGCUUUUAAAGCCUAUAUUUAAAUGUUUUGAUCCCAAUAAACACCAUAGCUUGGAUUUGA
This is a messenger RNA of Salmo salar (Atlantic salmon), 2788 nucleotides long. Its product is annotated as lipoprotein lipase. The record is from RefSeq and is a predicted model, not a curated record. Gene Ontology annotation, molecular function: apolipoprotein binding; lipoprotein lipase activity. Gene Ontology annotation, biological process: lipid catabolic process; very-low-density lipoprotein particle remodeling. Lineage: Eukaryota; Metazoa; Chordata; Actinopteri; Salmoniformes; Salmonidae.